GGCCUGUUUGUCAUGGGCGGUGGAUAUCUGCCAGGGACCAUCCCUCAGGCACUGGGUGCGAUAUCGGUCCUUUUAGCCAGUGUCAAUGUUGCGGGAGGUACGUUGCUCAUCGGCGUGGCACUACACUGAGUUUCAAACAUCUAACCACAGGAUUCAUCAUCACUAAGCGCAUGCUGGACAUGUUCAAACGAAGCACCGAUCCGCCCGAGUACUCGUGGCUGUAUGGCCUUCCCGCGGUGG
This is a messenger RNA of Mycena citricolor, 240 nucleotides long. The record is from the annotation of a GenBank genome assembly. Lineage: Eukaryota; Fungi; Basidiomycota; Agaricomycetes; Agaricales; Mycenaceae.